AUGUCGCUGGCGCUCGCGCUGCUCGCCGUCGCGACGGCCUUCGCGCCGGCGCAGCGCAGCGCCCCGCGCUGCAACGCGCUCCGCGCCGACGUCAUCGACGUCAGCGAGACCGCCGUCGUCGAGGAGGCGCCGACGGCCGCCGCGUGGCGCGCGGCCUGCGACGCCUCGGGCGUCACGUCCUACGCCGACUUUGGCGUCAAGCUGGGCGACGCCGCGCCGGCGCCCGCGGCGCCCGCCGCGGCCGCCGCGGCCGCGGCCGCGGCCGCCGCGCCGCUGGCGCCCGACGCGCCCGUGCCCUGCGUCGUCGAGAAGGUCGACCUCGUCGUCGACUCGACCAUCGACGCGGCGCAGCGCCAGUACGUCGUCAAGGGCGAGUACGUCGCGCCGGGCGCGGCGGUCAUGUACGCGUUCGACGAGAUUAGGGCCCAGGCCAAGGACAACCUCGCGGAGCCCGGCUUCCGGCCCGGCGACAUCCCGCCCUGGAUCAAGACGCAGAUGGUCGAGUUCUCGUUGACGACGGUCAUGGAGGACCUCGUCAAGUUCACGCUCGAGGCCAACGGCAUGGAGGUCGUCUCCGGCUCCGACAACGAGAUCAUCAAGUGGGACGAGGACCCGGCGACGGAGGCCAAGACCUACGUCCGAAGCGCCGGCGGCUAUCGAUCUUACAUCGGCGGCCUGCGAGCGCGCGUCGCCGCCAUGCGGCAGCUCUACGCCACGGGCCGCGCCCUGCCCGCGGUCUUCGGCGAGGGUCCCGACCCCAGCCAGCUCGCUUUCCUCCGGGCCCAGGGCGUCGACGCGGCCGUCCUCAAGGCUCUCAAGCACCUGGAGGCGACGCUGCGCGUCUCGGGCGUCGUCCAGCGCCUCUUCUCGCAGCCGGGCGACGUCUUCCAGGCGAUCGUCGAACACCUCUACGACCUUGUGGCCGCCGAUCCGGAGGACAUCGCCGAGCUCUGCGAAGGCGUCAAGGCGCUCCCCGCGGCCAAGUUCCAGCGCGCCGUGGCGCUGCUGCGCGGCGACGCGGUCGUGACGCCGGUCGCGUCCGCGCCGGCGGCGGCGCCCGCGCCCGCGCCCGCGGACGGCGCCGCCGCUUCCGCCGCUUCCGCCGCUUCCGCGGCGGCGGCGCCCGCGACCGCGACGCCCGCGGCGGUGACGCCCGUCGCGCCCGCGCCCAGCGCGCCCGCGCUCGCGCUCGAGGCCGCGCCGCUCGACUCGCUCCAGCGCCUCCCGCCGUCGCCGGUCGCGCCGCCGCCGCCGACGCCCGCGCCCGCGACGCCCUCGAAGCGCGGCAAGUGCAAGCCCGUCGAGGUGCGCGCCGUCGGCGGCGCCUGGCGCCUCUUCGACUCGCGCCACGACGCCGCGGCCGCGUUCCCGGGCCUCGACGCGCCGGCGGUCUACAACCUGAUCCACGGCAACGCGACGCGCGCCGCGGGCGCGUUCGAGGCGCGCUACCCCGGCGAGGCCGCGCGCCCGCCCAAGCAGGCCAAGCAGGCCCACGGCAACAGCCGCAACUGCAAGCCCGUCGAGGUGCGCGCCGUCGGCGGCGCCUGGCGCCGCUUCGCGUCGCGGUCGGAGGCCGCGGCCGCCUUCGAGGGCCUCGACGCGAUGGCGAUCGGCUCCCUCGUCCAGGGCAAGCCGACGCACGUCGCGGGACAGUUCGAGGCGCGCAACCCGGGCGAGGCCGCGCGCCCGUCCAAGCAGCCGGCGGUGUCGCUCAAAAGCCGGGAGCUUCUCUUCUGCCGCAAGGGCUGCGGCCGCUCGUUCGACUGGCCGGCGGGCCGCGGCAACCACGAGAAAGCGUGCAAGCCCGCGGACCCGGCCGGCGGCGUGGCCAUGCUCGCGCGCGCCGCGGCGCUGCCGCCCACACGCGGGCCGUCCGCCCGCGAGAAGAAGCGGCCCGUGCCGCGGGACGACGUCGGCGCGCCGGCGAAGCGGCCCAAGGCGCCGCCGCCGGCGACGCGGGCGCCGGCGGCCGUCGCGCCGCCGAAGCAGGCGCCGACGAAGAGCAGGGAGAAGGUCCUCGCCUGGGCCGUCGGCGACGAGUGCAUGGCGCGCUACCACGAGACCGAGGACAAGGUGAGCCGCUACCUCUUCCCGGGCCGCGUCGCCGCCGUCGACGUCGGCGGCGAGGUCGGCGUCUACGCCGUGGCCUUCGACGACGGCGACCACGACGGCCGCGUCCUCGAGAAGCACCUCGGCCCGCGCCUCGGCCGGCCGCCGCCGCCGCCGCGCGUCUUCGAGGCGCCGCCGCCGCCGCCGCCGCCGCCGCCGCGCGCCGUCGAGCGGCCGCGCGCCGUCGAGGCCGCGCCCGUCGCCGAGGCCGAGGCCGCGGCGCCGUCGUCGCCGCGCCCGUGCUGCCCCCGGAUCUCGAACACGAGCCUCAAGCCCCUGCUCGUGGAGCACGGCUGCGUCUGGCGCCAGGGCAAGCGCCAUUUCGCGCGUUUGGCCGUCGGCGGCAAACUCCUGUCGCUGCCCUUCGCGAGCGCGGGCAAGGCGGGCGAGGCGCUCGCGGCCGCGCGGAGCUUCUGCGUCUGCGGCCGCGGCGCCGAGGCCGGCGGCGCGGAUGUGGUCGCCUGCGCCGCGGGCCCGGACGGCCGCUGCGGCGGGUCGUGCCACCGGGCGUGCACGGGCUUGAUCGGCCCCGCGCCGCCGGGCUGGCGCUGCCCGCUCGACGCCGGCGGCGACGCCGCGCGCCUGAGCGUCUUUCCCGACGAGGACGCGCUCUUUUACGGCGCGCGGCGCGCGGAGCGCGGCGGCGGCGGCCGGCCCCGGUCGGCGGCGGGCGCGCGCGAGGCGCGCGACGUGUCGCUCCGCGCGCGCAACGACGCCGCCGUCGCCGCGCUCCCCGCCGCGGAGCGCGACCGCUUCGGCGCCCUCUUCGUCAACGGGAACAACUGGCCCUGCGUCGUCAUGGACCCGCGGAUCCCGUUGGCCACGGCGGCCGUCGCGGCCUUCGCGGACAAGGGCCCGCCGACCUACGACCUCGUGCUCUACGUCGGCGAGCGGGCGCACUGGGCCUUCGGCAGCGAGCGCCGCGACCGCCUCCGGCCCUUCGCGCCGGGCCUCCCGCCGAAGAAGCUCGGCGCGUCGCGCUCCGGCGACUUCCGCGCGGCGUCCGCGGCCGCGGCGGGCCUCGUCGGCCUGACCAACGCCGCGCGCCUCGACGCGGCCCUCGCCGCCGACGGCAUCCCGCGCAUCGACGACACCACGGACGAGGAGGACGACGGCCCCGACGACGUCCCGCGCGUCGACGACGCCGUCCCCGAGGCGCCGCGCGAGCCGGAGGCGUCGGGCGGCGACCCGGACGCCGCGCUCCCCGCCGCGCCGCGAGCCGCGCUCGCCGCGCCGCGCACCUUCGCCUUCCUCUCCGCGCCGCGCCGCGAGGGCAUCGUCGAGGGCGCCGUGACGCGGGCCGCGAUCGACGACGACGACGACUUCGAAGCGGGCGCGGCCGAGGCGCCGGUGCUCACGCCGACGCCGCACCUCGGCCCCAAGAGCGACGACGAGAACUCGUCGCUCGCCUCGGACGACGACUACGGCAUCGAGUCCGGCGACGACGACGACGAGGUCCUCGCGCUCGUCGCCGCGCUGCCGCAAGCCGAGCGCGACCGCUUCGGCGCGCUCGUCUACGUCAAGUCCCAGCGCUGGCCCGCCCUCGUCGUGGACCCGGCGCCGCCCGACGGCCGCCGGAGCGCGCUCAUCCUCGACCUCGUGCGCGCCAACCCGCCGCCGGGCCACGAUCUGGUGCGCUACCUCCGCGAAGCCGAGGCCACGGGCUACGACGUCGUCCCGCGCGACGGCAGCGCGCCCUGGCCCCCGGACGCGGCGGCGUCGGCGCGGCUCGACGCGUCCUGGAGCAAGAACAAGAUCUACAAGCGCUUCCUCGCCGCGCGGAGCCGCGCGGACGCGUUGGCGGCUUUGCCGUCGAACGGCGAGCGCGUCGACGCGCUCCGCGCGCUCGGCGGCUUCGGCGCCGUCGUCGCGCGCGAGAGCGCGCCCGUCGCCCUCGCCGUCAAGGGCGCCGCCGCCCACGCGCCCCUCGUCGGCCGCGUCCUCCUGCGGCCCGACGACGACGACGACGACGACGACGACGACAAGCCGCCGGCGCUGCUCCGCGUCGUCGACUUCGUCCAGGGCGCCGUCGUCUGCGCGCCCCUCGUCGGCGGCGGCGCGCGCGUCGAGCUCGACGUCGCGACGGCGCGCGGCGCCGCGCGAACCCACGCGGAGGCCGAGGAGGCCGCCGUGGGCCAGCGCUUCGGGGCGAAGCUCUACUUCCGGUCGCAGACGCCGCGCUGCAACACCUGCCGCUUCUGCCUCGACAUGUCGUGCAACGGCGGGCCCAACACGCUGCGCCAGUCGUGCGUCGUCCACCAGCGCGAGAAGGCGCAGCACUUCCUGAGCCUCGGCAUCCAGGCGGGCACAUAUGGCGUGAAGAGCAAGCCCCUCGCGAAGAAGCGCGCGCGCGACGAAACCGGCGGCGCGCCCGCGGACGCGCCGCCGCAGCUCUGCCCCAUCUGCUUCGACGAGGCGCCGGCGGACUCGGCCCUCGACUGCCAGCACCGCAUCCACCCGGCGUGCCUCGCGCGGCUCGCCGCGGUCUCGGGCCACGGCCAGACGCGCCUCUCGGCGACGGUCCGCUGCCCGCUCUGCCGCGCCAAGUCCCGCGCGCCGACGUCGUCGUAA
This is a messenger RNA of Aureococcus anophagefferens, 4680 nucleotides long. RefSeq lists its product as hypothetical. The transcript is spliced from 3 exons. The coding region runs from base 1 to 4680 and encodes 1559 amino acids. The record is from RefSeq and is a predicted model, not a curated record. NCBI's taxonomy places the organism in Eukaryota, Pelagophyceae, Pelagomonadales, Pelagomonadaceae.